Molecule: messenger RNA, 10994 nt
Organism: Sebastes umbrosus (honeycomb rockfish)
Lineage: Eukaryota; Metazoa; Chordata; Actinopteri; Perciformes; Sebastidae
Gene: mafa
Product: v-maf avian musculoaponeurotic fibrosarcoma oncogene homolog a (paralog a)
Exons: 3
Coding region: 418-1434 (338 amino acids)
Biological process (GO): regulation of transcription by RNA polymerase II
Cellular component (GO): nucleus
Molecular function (GO): RNA polymerase II cis-regulatory region sequence-specific DNA binding; DNA-binding transcription factor activity, RNA polymerase II-specific
Source: RefSeq, a predicted model, not a curated record
UGUGAUCCCUCUAAAAAAUCGCCCCAACCAGUCAGCAGCGUGCAGAGAGUGUGCUGUGCGUCCACUCCCCAGUACUUUCCGGCUCUCCUCUCCGCUUGCUGCAAUGUAUUAAUGAAGAGAAAAACGCGUAAAGUGUUAAAUGUUUGAAACACAAAACCGCCGAAGUGCACAUGCUGAAAAGGGACUCCUCUACUCGUGCGCGCGGCACUGCUGUGUCCGUGCAAUAGACUCUGCAAAGAAAAACUCCUCUGCAAAAAAAGGACGCACUUUUCAAGACAAAAACGCUUUAAAACAUCAAAACUGGCUCACGUUGUUCUUCCCAACCAGCCCUCCAACAGUUUGACAGCUGCUCUUCACCCCACUACUUCUUGGAGGACUGUCAGCAGCAGCAGCAGCAGCAGCAGCAGCAGCAAGAGGAUGGCAUCAGAGCUGGCAAUGAGCAACUCCGACCUGCCCACCAGUCCCCUGGCCAUGGAAUAUGUUAAUGACUUCGAUCUGAUGAAGUUUGAAGUGAAAAAGGAGCCGGUGGAGCCCGAUCGCAACAUCAGCCAGUGCAGUCGCCUUAUCGCCGGGGGAUCCUUGUCUUCCACCCCGAUGAGCACGCCGUGCAGCUCGGUUCCCCCCUCCCCGAGCUUCUCGGCGCCCAGUCCGGGCUCCGGGAGCGAACAGAAGACGCACAUAGAGGAUUUCUACUGGAUGUCCGGUUACCAACAGCAACUGAAUCCAGAGGCUCUGGGUUUCAGCCCCGAAGACGCGGUCGAGGCGCUGAUCAACAGCAGUCACCAGCUCCAGCAGUUCGAUGGCUGCUACGCCAGGGGCCAGCAGUUCGGUGCCGGGGCUGCAGCCGGAGCAGGAGGCGCCAUGGCCGGGGAGGAGAUGGGCUCCUCCGCGGCGGCGGUGGUGUCGGCAGUCAUCGCCGCUGCAGCCGCUCAGCAGAACGGAGGACCACACCACCACCACCAUCAUCAUCACCACAACCAACACCACCACCAGUCGCCUGGAAGCCAGUCCAACAACGGCACUUCUUCUGGGUCAAUUCACGCACACAUGCGCCUGGAUGAUCGGUUCUCAGACGACCAGCUGGUCAGCAUGUCGGUGCGGGAGCUCAACCGGCAGCUACGGGGGGUCAGCAAGGAAGAAGUGAUCCGGUUGAAACAGAAGAGGAGGACCCUUAAGAACAGAGGCUACGCGCAGAGUUGCCGGUACAAGCGGGUCCAGCAGAGGCACGUCCUGGAGGGAGAGAAGACGCAACUCAUCCAGCAGGUCGAUCAUCUAAAGCUGGAGAUCUCCAGGCUGGUGCGAGAGAGAGACGCGUAUAAAGAAAAGUAUGAGAAGCUCAUCAGCAACGGCUUCAGAGAAAAUGGAUCGAGCAGCGACAACAACCCUUCAUCACCGGAGUUUUUCAUGUCCUCGAGAAAAUUCCUCCACCUGUGAUUUCAAGCCCCAGUCCUCCGUGCCCUCGGCUCUCUGAGAUAACCCAACGACUGAGCAGUGAUGACAUCAGAGCGGCCGACCAAUCGCACGAAGACACCUACAAAGCACAACAUUCAAAAAUGACUUCACUGAAGAACAAAAGACGAGACCUGCUGAAAUCCCUCGGAAUCCCUACAGUGAUAUUCUUGAAAGCCUCUUAUGCUCCUGAUUCCCUCCCUAAUAUUUUACCUCCAGCUUUUUUCUACGAAACACAAAAAAAGAAAAAAAAAAAAACAGAGAGACUCAUACUCAUGAGAUUGUUGACAAUGUCAGAUAGAUACACUGGAAGGACUAUUUUCUCUUUGGUGGGAAGAUCAUUGAUGCAUGCGUCUGUAAAUAGAUCAUAAUAAAACCCUAUUCUUAUUCCUAAUAUAGGAAACAUACCAAGUCGCUCUCACCAACCUUCAUGACUGUGGAUAGAGUACUCAUGGUUCAAUAUUUUCCAUAAAGUCAGUAUUCUUCUUACCUCCUCAUGUAAUUAUCAUUUCCAAUAUCAUUUCUCUACUCUUUGGAGUUAUUUGGACUGUAAAAAAUUGUACUUCCUACUCUUCUUAUUCUCUUUACAUAACGGCCUAGUCUUCCUCUCCAGUAUCCACACUAGUACAUGUAAAUAGAGACGAAUGAAGACAGCAUGGAACAGACUAUAGUGUAUAUUUACCACUCCCCUAGUAGAUGACAAAUCUCAAUACGUGGAUAUUUCAGACAACCUUUUUAAAAGUUUAAAAUACUCAAACUUCUCUGAUAGUUAAAGACAUAGACCCAGGUAUCUGGACACUUUUCCUGUGUAUUUAAAUAGAUGCAUAAAGGCAUUAGCUAUAGGUAAUGUUAUUGUUUGACUACCGUACAAGGAUUAUAAGGCAGCGAUUCCUUUGGUAUCAAUUCCAUCAGGAAACACAACAGUCAAACUGAAGAGGAAAAUUCAACAAAGCCUGUAACAAAGUCUACCUUGGCACUACUAAAUAUUAUUUCUAACAUUUUAUAUUGUUAUUUACAUUUUUUCCCCCCCCCCAAUACCUACCUAUUUAUUCUUUCCCAUUGCAAUAAUUGCCCUCUCCCUCCCCAUGUGUGGGUUGUAACUGCUGUAGCGAAGCGAGGGACACUUUUUUUCUUUGCAUUGUUUGAAACGGUGCUCUGAUCCCAAGCCUACACAUGAUGGGAAAAGAACACCACAUUGAUUGCAAUGUGGACAUGAGGACUCUGACCUCCGUCUUCUAUGGACUACGAAGAUAACCAAAUGGACUGACUGAUAAUAUGCCGAGCCAACGAAGAGACAACCUCAAAGGUUACCCCCCGUCACUGGCGAAGACUGAAAACCUUUGCAUGGACAACGGGGGAAAACACUAGGUUGUUGAACACCUCAUCAUCUCCACCAUUGUGCAUCCUCUACCUCUCAGUCAGUGUGUGCUGUGCGUCUAGGAAACCACAACUUAUCAGUGACCCCUCUGCUGUCCACUUCUCCACUGCAUGUCCCCAGAGCCUCAUGAGGAAAGUGUCCAUGAUGGACACACAUGGCAAUGGGGGAAAAACAAACACUGGCUCACUUUGACACAAACACACUCACACAUAUGAGCGCAUGCAUACAGAUGCACAAUCAUACACACAGCGCCACUUCAAUACGUUGCUGUAUAUAUGUACAGUAUAUCCACUAUGUAUAGUCGCAAAUGCUGUGCUUUGCAUGCUGACUUGUAGAUGGAACGUGACCAUUAUUCAUAGAAGAGGUUGUGCAGGUAUAGGCCAAGUCACUGGAUUGACUCUCUAAGCCAAUGCAAGCUCUUUGUCAGCUUCACAUCUCCUUUCUUUGAUUUGAGAAAAUGUACAGUGACACUGUUUUACCGCCCCCCGUUUCUAUUGUGAAAGGUCCUCUUCAGCCAAACAGCAGCGCCGAUAGAUUUUAAACUCUUUGAAGGGACACAUAACCUCGCCUUUGAUGUGAGACAGAACCUGGCCACAGCGAGCGUGGGUAGCAGAGGAGAGGAGGGAAGGCAAACUGGGGCGCUCCAAUUAAGUGGCAGCGCACAAAGUGGCAUGGGGCAUCCUGCCAGCAACUGUCUAUUCAUCCUAUGUCAAAGGGAUUUGCACAUCUCAAUGAGUCUACGCGCUGCCAGAGAAGUCCGAGAGCAGAGCGGAGAAAGGGAGCGAGGCUCGGGAGAAAGGAUAGGACAGGAAAAUUUAGGGGUUGAGUUGAGCUCAUGUCCAAGUAUUCUCCUGGUCUGUCCACCUAUAGAAUAUUCUGUUCUGACCGGCAGCCACCUCGGAGAGUUCAAAAACCCCUUAACCUCAAACUGUUACACCGUCAUGCGGCUCUCUGGGCCGUCAUGACCUCACGUCCUGUCUGAGGUUAACGUCGUGUUAAUGAGCAUGGCCUUCAGCUCAACCAGAUGUUCAGCCCUGUGGUUAAAUACUUGUUACCCUUCUAUCCCAAUGGUUCUUCAAUGCCUGCCCACAACAGCUGUACUCCUUCACAGACACAGCUCCACUAACAUGGAAGAUCAUGUUAAGUAGGGAUACAUUAGAUUUAAACUCUGGUGUAGGUGUUAAGGGUGGGAAAAAAAAUGGAUUCUUGGAAUGGAAUUUUGAAAUUGAUUUUUUAAUGCCAGAAGCAAUAUAUUUGCUUCAUCUUUGUGGUCAAAUCAGCCGACGAUACAACUGUAGAGGACCCAUAUACUGACAUUUAUGUUAAAUGCAUUCAACACCUUGAUGGAGCUGACCAUGGAUGUAUAAAGAGAACGGAGCCGAUGGGAGAGCUAGUGACGCACUCGGCGAAGUUAGAGGAAAUAUACACGUGGGACUACAUCCGGUUUUCAAAAUAAGGUGUUAACGAAGGGAACUGUGUAUACAAAAUACAUACAUGGAAAUAAGAUUGAUUGGAUUAUAUUCACCAGAAGUAUAAAACAUGACAUGCCCCUUAUAAAUUAAAAAGAAAAUACCACUAAUUUGUGACGGAAAUAUCUUUGUUUUUAGAUUUUUGGGGUGCUGGAAAUUCUUUUUAUAAAUAAUGCCUGACAGUGACUGAUAUAUUUGACUUCAGGACAUCUCUGACUACAUACUUGCUGAAAAUCAAAGAUUCUUCCUGUAAUUAUUUAGAUAUUUUCCAAAGUAAAAGUCCCUAGAAGUGUAUGAUUCAACUUUCUCCUAGUGUUAAAAAGUAUAAAAAAAAAAAAUCGCAAUAAUCACAAUCGUAAUAUCGAAUCACAAUACUUAAAAAUCGCAAUACAUAUCGAAUUGGCACCCAAGUAUCGUGAUAGUAUCGAGUGGGGAGAUAGGUGUAUCAUCCCAUCCCUAGUAGGUGUGUUUCCUUUUUCACUAAAAAUAAUCAAACUGAUCAAAAUCUACACAAUGCAUCAAGAAAAUAGUCAUUUAAGCAGAAUACAGGUGCUGUAGAUUACUUAAUGUGUAUGCCCCCUUGUGCAGCCAAUAUAUAUGAAGAAUUCGUCUUAAUUCAAAUACUGUCAGAGCACACUGAAUCACAUGAGGGUAUUUACAGUCAACAUGUAAACAAACUUGAAAUUAAGACUUAUGACUUAGCAGUGAUUAGUUAAAGAAGAUUUAAAAUACAGGAAGGAUGAAGAUGUCACUCAAACACGAGACGUAGUAUGUGGUAGGAAACAAGACAUUGAGCAAGUGCUGAUCUUCUCUGAGCCUCGAGGCUUUCCACUUUCUCAGAAGUCAAACAAAGCUCCGUUUCUGCGCAGCUGCAGGCGACGUGUGACAGGUUGAUUUGUUUUUCUCUGCUUUUGAAUGCGUUGUUCUGCCCUGACAGUCGGGGAAGCAUUUAUCUGGCGAUGACCCUGAGCGAGGUCAGCACAUGUACAUAAACACGCAGAGAUGUACGUGUCCAUAGACAGACAGAAUGUGUGAACACAAACGCAUAGAGACACAUCCUUGCUCUUUCUUUCUCCCACUCACACACACACCGUGCUAAUCUAAACAGCAAGGCUGUAUGUAAACAGAUCGUCGACAUAAUGGGAUUGUUCAGUGUGCAAACAAUAAGCUGUUAGCGUAAUCACAGGUCAAAGAUAUAUUACCCAGAGGGCCACGCUGUAGGUAUAUUAACAUGAUGGAUAUGUGGGAGAGAGGAGGGGGGCAGGGAUACGAAAGAUAUAGAGCACUACUGACUCAGAUUUACCCCCUAUUGGGCCCCGUCCACUGCCUUCCUCUCCUCCACCUCCCUCCUAUGGGCCCCACUUAAUCAGCCUUCCUCAUUCUCUUCUUCCCCCCAUUCACCCACAAGGUUCCUACCUUUCUUUACCAUUUCUCAAUCCUGUCCUUUUCUAUCUUCAUUCCCUCCAUCCUCCUCCCAUUUCCCCUCUUUUCCUGGAUAGAUAUAAUCUGUUUCAGCAAAGCGCUCCAUCCAUCUCAGUGGUCAGUGUGAGAGCAGGAUAAAGCAGCUUCACAAUCUUGUUUUUGGAUUAAGCAAAGGAUGGGUCUGAGUGAGCGAAAGAGCACGGAUUAAACAGAAAGACAACAUUUUGUAGCAUCAACUUGCAAUGUGAUAAACAGAACAGCUACAUAGAUAUACUAUCUCCACUUAACCAUGUUGACAGUACCAUGCUCGUGUGUCUCAAUGAGUAGCAGCAUGCACGUGCCAUGCCAGUCAAGAUAAAUCCUGUGUAGCUUACUCCAGUGCACAUACAGCUUAUUAACUUAUCGCCGCUUUAUUUGAUUACCAUCUAGCCCAUUCUCUCAACUGGUUAAUAAGUCUAUGUCCUCCUGACUAAACACUCCAUUAGUGUCAUCACUGGCUAGCUAGUGUGUGUGCUGCGUACAUCUCUGGGCCAUUGAGGCAGAUACACAUGGGGGCCAAGUGACAGAGUAAACACAGAGGCAGAACACUGGGCAGAAAAACAACCCGUGUAAGACAGACAAUAGGUGCAGUACAAAGGUGGCCGGUCUGAAGAUGACAGUAACAUGUGGAUUAAGGCUUUUGUUACGGCAACAAAUAUAAAAUACAAUACAGUCGUGGAGAUGAGUCAAGAUCACCACAGAGAUGUAAUGUCUAAAUGUUUUAACAAACAAUUUCAACCAUGCUUACAAGUAACAAUUUCAAUUUCAUUUGGACUUGUAAGAAUGAAACUUUGACAAGUUGAAAUGCUGGUACGAUGAAGUGUAACAUUUUCAGAUAGUCAAGAAGCUAUAGAUUCACUUCACAUUGCAUAAUAGAGUUGAGAAGUGGAAGGAGCUGUUUGAAUUAUUUUCCCACGCACAAUGUUAGGUGACCUACAGUUGGAGCGCUUCUACAGCUUGAAUGGAUAUGAAACUGGGGCUGCACAAUUUUGAAAAAAAUAUCUAAUUGAGAUUAUUUUGACUGAUAUUGCAUUAUGAUUUGCGAUAUUAGAGGGAAUGAUAAUUUUUACACAAUUAUUCUCAUUUUCAUUGAAAAAACAUACUGUAUUAAAAUGAUUAUAGUGUGAUUUUUGAGGCAAUCUGUACCAAACAAAGAUGUUUACUUUAGUUUGUAGUAUAUGUUGUGUAGACCAGGACAUCUCUGAUGCAUAAAAUAUUUAAUAUAAAAUGGUGUUUUGACACACGUUUUGCCUUUAACAAAUAUUCAGCCUCCUGCUAUUGAAAAAUUGCAAUAGGUCAUAUUGUGAUUUUGAUAACAUUUUGAUUAAUUGUGCAGCCCUACAUGAAACUCUCCCACUUGAAUCAUCGGUACAAAUGAUUAACAAGUGCGUUCGAAAAUAUCUGAUCAUUUGAUCAAAGGGUAGAAGCCUGUGUACAUAAAAACUUACAGGGAGACAUUGACUAAGACUCCCAAAUGUGCUAUUCAGCAAGCAAGAGACGUCAAAACAACAAGCUUAAAGUUAUUUUAUGUGCACUCAUAAGAGGACAGAAGUUUACAAUGUUGAGAAGAAUUACAAUCUGCAGCUUAAAUUAGUUCACUUUUGGAUUCUGGAUCAAUUUUGGAGGAAUUCAGCAAUUAUGGCCGCCACAUUUUGUUCCUAAUUGCUAAGACAAAGAGUUUUGAAUUCACUACAGCUCUGAUUCGCAUCUCUGGCUGACAACAUUGGUCGAGGCUCAUGGGUAUUAUAGUAUUUAGAGCUGUCCAUUGUACCAAACUGACUUAACAAAACAUGAUUUCUCAGAAUCAAAGUUGAAAUAACUUAAACUGGUGGCCAUAACACAAAACCUGUGUUUCAAUGUUAAGUAACACUGAGGAAAUUGUUAAAGGAAAAUUUGAAAUGGGAAUACAUAAUGGCAAAAAAAAAACAACAGCUCCUCACACUUACCAACUCUAUAGUGUAGAAACAUGCAGAGGCACACACAUCCAUGCUCUUUUCCUCUCUCUCUCUCUCUCUCUCUCUAUCUCACACACACAAACACACUCCUGUUCCUGUGUGUGUCUGUGUCUGUUGGGGUGCCAUGAUUAACAGUGACCUCGAGCCAGACAUGGUUGGGGUAGUGGGAGUGGGGUCAAAGGGGAAAGGAUUACAGUGAGGCAACCCAUGUCAACUGCUCUGCUUUAAUCCUGACCUCCGAGCCGACCCGAGACUCUUGAAAAAUGAUUCACAUGUAUGAGCUCAACAUAUUUUGUGUACACCCCGACAUUACUCACAUAAUCACUGAUUUGUUUGACUUAAAAAGAACUUGUAUAAAUGCCUGAAAUGCAUUUAGCAUUUAAAGCAGCGUGGAUUUGGAUGCAGAGAUAGAGUGGAUGAGGGUUGUUCUAAUAGCCAGACAGCAGCAAAGACGGAGCAGACCUCCUUAUGUCACAUAGCUGAUGACAGGGAUGAAUAAUACAGCCUUUAUAGCCCUUAUUCCCACCUCACUAUGGCCUGCGCAUAAGCUUGAGCUCUGGGUGAGCAGUUAGCCAUCGAGCCCCUCACUGAGAUGAGAUAGACUCCCAAGAAGAUUUGUGGCUGGGUUGGAGAGAAUCGGAUUAACCAAAAUGCCUCAAUUGGAGUAUACGCUCUGGGCUGGCCUCAGUGUAAUACCAUUGAUAAAUGCUGUAAACCAAAUCUUUAGCAUCUGAUUAGGUAAUGGAGGGAAACACAUCCUGUUAGCAACCAUUAACUGUGCUCAAACCUUCACGAAAGGGUUGUAUGUGAAUGUAUCAAAACACAAACAGUUUGAGUCAUAAGCAGUAGGGACUUUUACGAAUACACAAGUUGCCACUGUAGAAAUAAAUACACAGGGAAAUAAUAAAUCGCCAGAAGCCGUGGACAGGUGGCAUUUCAGCCUGCGCACCGUUUAGCUGUGCAGUCUGGUUUCUGACAGCUUGAUUUAGUCUCCUGCACCUGAGCCAGAAAAGAGGGAAAAUUAACGGCAGCUUAACUAGAUUCCAAUUUGCCUGCUUUGAAACGCUAUUGAUGGAGCUAAUGUAUCUGGAAAACACUGAAUGGACUUUCUGGUAGCCGUAUCAAGCUUAUUGUGAUCGUGCAAAGACCGUGUGCACCCGGUCAGGGUCAGGUACACCGGGAAGUAAGAAAGGCAAUAGCAUUGACUUGAUUUACUCUGCCACCUGAGUCUGGCUAUGCUUUGGGGGGACAUUAGGGUUUGUCUUUAGGGUGUAAAAUGGAGAUUAAAGUGGCUCAAGGGGAGAUGCUGGGACGCAUGCUGUUCCCCCUGCUGUGAACAGGGUGUAAUCCUUCAGUUUCAGAGAAGUGAAAAGUUUGCAGAGUCCAGAAAGUUACGCACACAUCCCUUCUGGGCCCCCUAUUGAGCAGGGAGUGUGAGCCAGCAGGGGAUAACCAUAUGCUAUCAAAGUGUUCUUCAAAGCUCCCGUCUUUAGUCCACUAAAUUAUACAGUAUCAUCACAUAUACCUGACGAAAAUAGAAGAAAAAUAAUCAUGCAGCUCAACACAAUAACAACAAUACAUUCCUUAGAAAUGUGGUUUUAAGAAAAUCCGUUGCCUUUGAACUGGAAUUUAUUUUCUGGAAUGACUUUGAACUUUGUUGAAACAGUAGCCCCAACCGUGUGGGUCAGCUCAUGAUUUUGUAUUUACAUGCUUUUAAAAUACUGCUGCUGUUGGACAAUUAAAAAUUGAUGAUUCCUAUCACAAUGAAGCCCUUCUCAGUUACCAGAGGUUAAUUUGUGCUAGCCCCUCAUUUCAAUUGUACUGUAGUAAAUGUCCACAUUAUUUCCCACAUGGGCCUGGAUGAGGGGUUUGAUUAUCCAAAGGUAGGCCUUGGUUGGCUCCGUUAUUGUCAGAGGGGUCGUAAGCUGCAGUAACGGCUUCUAGGGUCUUAUUGCUAUGGCGAUCAGCCCCUUGCCACUUGGCCUCCGUGACCCCAGUCAGAGAUAAGCUUUAUGGGAAAGCACAUUAACAUGCUCCUGCAGUCACCUCCCUCCUUUAUCAAAGGCAGUUCUGUGAAAUCAAGUGUUUAUGGACCCCCAGUGAGGGUAUAGUGCUGCUGAUUGCCUAUAUUAGAGGUGGAGUGUAAAUGAGCUGGAGGUGGACAAAGGACCUGUAGUAGUGGGGAGAAUUGAACUGAUGUUAUUCUCCACUAAAUGAGCAAUAUCUUUAAUGACUGCAACACCCCAUGAGCUGGAUUACAAAUACCGUCUGCAGUCUAAAUAUAUCCACGUCUUCCAUUCUUUCUACAAAAACUGAUGCUACAUAAGAGACGUAAAAAAUGUGCAUAUAUACGAUGUAGCAUUGUAUUUUGGAGUUAUGUAUUCUUACUGUACACUGUAGGUUACAGACACUUCCUUUAUUGUCUUCCUCUUUGUGUUAUACUAAGUCGUCCAAUGGAUGUCUUUUUUUUGUUCGUUUUUGUCUUGCACAUGUGUUACGUUGGACAUUUUCCUGUGGCUAUGAGCGACACCAGGAUCACAACAUAAAUAAAAACACUGAGGUGUCAGUAGUGUGUGCCUGCUUACAGCCUGAUCACUGGUGAAAGAUCCUCUCAGUAUGUCUGCAGUAUGAUGGAUGGUGAUAGCCCGGUGUCUUUGUACACAUCAGGGGGCCCUACUGUUGUCACUGGACAGAUAGAGGGAGCGAGAAAGAGAAAGAUGUAGCCGCAGCUUAAUGUCCUUCUCUGGCGCUGUGCAUGCUCUUUCCUAUUUGCUUUUCCCUUCACGGCACGGUUAACAUCGUAAAUUAACCUUUCCAAGCCCCCCUGUGCUCACAGACUGGUGCGCAAUACAGACAAAGGGGAAAAAAAAUAGAUCUGUGUUAUGCAAUGCGGUAGCACUGGUCAGAGACGUAGCCUGUUACAGCUAUUCCUUUUUCAGUGAUAGGGAAUAAAACAACACACUUUGUUCAGUCAAGCAGACGCUCUACUUUAUGUGCAUGUCCUGUGUACUCUGCAAAUCGGUAUGAGGCUGCUUUUUGUUCUCCAUCCUAGAAAUGUAAAUGAACACACAUGAAAGAAAACGUAUUGUAGAAUCCUUCUCUUCUUAGUUUCGAGCCUUGUAAAUAGGAUGUAAAUACCAAACAGCUAUGCAUGCUAAUAUACAAGCAAUUUGUUCAGGUACUUUUGUAAUCCAGACUUCUCAUAUGGCAUGUAAUGACAAAAAAAAAAAAAAAAAAUCAAACAUGGAAGAACAUAAUAAAUUGUGAACACCGAUAUGGUUU